AUGCCGACGCCGGAGCUGCACGUGGGAUCCAAGGUGCGCGCACGCUUCGGCGCGACAGAGCACGGCGCGGUCGGCACCAAGUUCUUCCCAGGAACGGUCACAAAGCUGUAUGGAGACGGCAGGGUGGACAUCAUGUAUGACGACGGAGACGAGGAGGAGGGCGUGGAUCCCAAGUGGAUCAAAGACCACCAGACGCCCAAGGGCGGGGCCGGAGCUCGGGCCGAGUCGACUGGCGGCAAGUCAAAGUCGCCCGCCGAGGAAGCGCCGAAAAAGCGGCAGCGCACAGGCACUUCUUCCGCGAGCGACGCGAGCAGCCCUGAGGGCGCCGACGCCGACGCCGCGCGCCCCAGCGCCGUCAAGGCGGAGCCGCCGAAGCAGGUGUCGGCACCACGGGCGGCUCCGCCGUCGCCGCCGCCGCCUGCACGGGAGCCGCCCGCCGCAGUGCCACCGGCGGCGCUUCCAUUGCAGGCCGCGCCGGCCGCGGGAAGGCGGGCGCCGCCGACCCUGCCCGUGUGCGAGCCGGGGGACCAGCCGGGGUGGUAUCGAAUCACCAAGCAUUGCGUCAUCGCGUCGGGCCAGCUGGACGCCCCGGAGCCGGGCGCAAAGUUCCGGGCGGAGCUGCCAGAGUGCAGGCACAAGGUGACCCUGACCUGGCCGCGCCAGACGCCGGCGCCUUCCGUCUUCAAGUUCAAGCUCGCGGAGUGCUCCAGGUGCAAGUCUGGGAGGCGUGGCCAUCCCCCGGCGCACUUGGGGGAGCUUUGA
Molecule: messenger RNA, 762 nt
Organism: Emiliania huxleyi CCMP1516
Lineage: Eukaryota; Haptophyta; Isochrysidales; Noelaerhabdaceae
Exons: 2
Coding region: 1-762 (253 amino acids)
Source: RefSeq, a predicted model, not a curated record